This is a messenger RNA of Synchiropus splendidus (mandarinfish), 3671 nucleotides long. Its product is annotated as alpha-2,8-sialyltransferase 8F-like. The coding region runs from base 20 to 952 and encodes 310 amino acids. The record is from RefSeq and is a predicted model, not a curated record. The transcript has 6 exons. Lineage: Eukaryota; Metazoa; Chordata; Actinopteri; Syngnathiformes; Callionymidae. Gene Ontology annotation, molecular function: alpha-N-acetylneuraminate alpha-2,8-sialyltransferase activity. Gene Ontology annotation, biological process: N-glycan processing; oligosaccharide metabolic process.
AAUCACACCGGAGGCAGAAAUGAAGCGCACGUUACUCUCAGUCCUUUGUUUGGGAUCUUUGGCAGCAACUGUCUUAUGGAUAACGUACAAUAAUGAAUUAAAAAUCAGAUAUCAAUACCCCAAGAUUUACUCUGAAAUCUGGAGGCGGAACGAGAAGAACUACAAUGAUUUCAGGUCGUUGCUGCACUCGCAGUGCAACGGUUUUGACAAAGCCAUCAUCACCCAGGCAAACUCUCCGAUUGGAACACACAUCACAAAAUUCCACGUGGUGACCGAGUCCUUCUAUGGGAAAAUACCAAGUGAGCACCCAUUUUUGAAUAAAACAUGGGACACCUGUGCUGUUGUUGGAAAUGGAGGGAUCCUCUACGACAGUUACUGUGGCAAGAAAAUAGACUCUGCUGAUUUUGUGAUCCGGUGCAAUUUACCUCCGAUAGGAAAUGCCUUUGAGGAGCAUGUGGGCACCAAGACGAGCCUGGUGACCUCCAACCCCACCGUUUUCCUGACCCUGAGAAACCCUGACAAAUUGCUGCAGAGGGUCGAGCCAUUUGGGGACUCAAUGAUUCUGAUACCUGCCUUUGGAUACCUGUCGUCUUUGUCCUUCAAGACCGUCCGCACCCUGAAAGAGCUGAACAACCCAUCCCGGCCUGUCUACUUAAACCCUCAGUACAUGAGCAACCUAACUGAGUUCUGGCGCAACAGAGGAGUGAAGGCCUCUCAGCUCAGCAGUGGUUUGAUCAUGGUCAGCGUGGCGCUGGAAGUUUGUAAAAACGUCCACGUGUAUGGAUUCUGGCCCUACAGUAUUCAUCCAUUUGGACGAUAUCACAUCCCACACCACUACUAUGACAACGCAUUGCCCAAAAGCUUCCACAAAAUGCCUGUGGAGUUUGAUCAUCUGUUACAUCUUCACUCACAGGGAGUGCUCAGGCUGCACCUAGGUACUUGUGAGAAGUGAUUCCUCUUUGGCCAAACAUUCAGUUGACGCUUGAAGAAAAUUGCACAUAUUGUUUUCCAGAUAUACUGUAUUUAAUUGCAUCAUUUUGUCAUCAUGUUUGGAAGUAUUGGUUGAAAGAAGGACAUCUGAACAUGUUUUUUAUGGAUCUCCACAUUUCUCUUUCACAACUUUUUUUUAAACUGGGGGUUGAGCAUCUUUCCAGUGCCGCUACUUUUUUUAAUGUGUGUAAAUAUGUGGACUCUAUAAUGAAACAACUUGAAUUAUGAAUGGUUUGGUUUACAAAAGUAGACAUUGUUUACAAGAAUACACUCAUUACGACUUCAGUCUGAGGGUCUGGCCUUUGUGGGUGUGCAUUCUAAAUUGUGGGGCAAAGGCGGGGGAUGGAAGCUGAGGGCAAAAGGUGUUCGGUGCACACACAUGUGCACACACAUUAGAAAUAUAGGAACACGAGAGAAGCAAGGGUUGAAAGAAAUUACCAUGAGGACGCAAAGCAACCAUCUGGCGACACGAGAUGGAACCGAGGUGUUGAACUCCAUGUGGGCUUGACUGGCAAAUGAGUCCCAGCCGUGCCGCUCGGAAAGCCGGGGAAAAACAAGGAAACAGAAACAAAAUAAAACCACGAGAGAACACGGAACAUAUCAAUUUGUUUGCAACUGUAUCUCUCAAUUUGAAGGAUAGUGAGAAGCAUCAAUCCAUAUUGAUGUAUUCAUGUGGGCUCAUGCAUUACCUUACUUUAUUUUAUUUUACUUUAUUUUUGUCAACAUGUGAGGACUGCAGCGCCUCUGCCUGUGCACAGACAAACAGGCUCACACUCACUAGUGUCUUCGUCCUCUCUCACACUCAUAUACACAACACUGGCUCACAUGUAGACAGUCACUUACAGGACACAGAAAUCUGCCUACACGCACUCACCAGCCACAAGCUCAACAACGUCUUCACUCACACACUGAAACCCCCAGAAUGUAUCUGACACUAAAGUUAAUGUGGCUUCAGUCAUGAGACAUGAGGCCAUAUAAGUUAAUCAUUGGGUGACUUUGACAAGUCAGUGCACACAAGCCAUGCUGUUGCCACGUGCAGUGCAUCAGCGAAAAGUAGCGACAGGCUCAUGAGGUUUCUUGAAACAGUGCCCUGAUCUUUGGAGCCACAAGAGAGCGCUCUCUGCUUUAACAUCUUUGAACAGCCAUUUUAGUGGUAUUUUAAAUGCUCAGAAAUGAGGGGACCCUUUUUCAUGAAGCCUCAGUAGCUAGUUUACCAUGAGUCAGAAAACAUGCAUUGUCUCUGCGUUGAUGUGCCUUAAGUCUAAAAAAACAAAAAAAAAAGAAAUGCAAUUCAGUUUGUUAAUAUGUAGUUGAACACACAGUCAUGUUCUAAAUCGCAUCCAAGGUUUUUGGCCGUGAUCUUGACAUGUCUUCCUCACAGUAGUCACCACCGAGAGACUGCUUGUUGUUGUCGUUGGCAGGAGGAAGGAGGAGGAGGAGGAAGUACUGCUGCAAGCCUGGCAGAAAACAAGGGACCGGCUGGUAGCGUUAGAAGUUAAAAUAAAAAAUGUUAAUAAACUAUGGUCCACUGAAACUGUUAACUAUUGAAAGACUUGCUUUUCCAGUCCACAAACAGCACCCAAUUUCGCUUCAAAUGUUCCACAUCAAUCCGGAAAUGUAGAGUACUGAGGAGAAGUAGAAGUAGCUUUUGUUGAGUUUAGAUCCAUCACUGCUUAUUUCUGCUGGCCAUUUUUCACUGGUCACCCUCUCAUGUAGCUUGCAAACAACAAUACUCUGCCAUACUUCCGCUGCCAUACCACUGCUUAUGAACUCUGAACAAGUCUAUUUGACUCUUGAUCUCUGGAAUAGUUUGAAAUAUUAUACUGAGCUGUGUAAUCUGGAAGAGAAGCAUUAUUACAUGCAGAAGUCAGAACCUUUUCAUGGAGACCAUGCAGGCACAUUUUUGGGGGGCAGAUUCACAACCUAGAAAAAAAGGGGAACCUGUCACAAAAAUAAGAAAUGAAUUUGUCAUGUGUCGCUAGGGGUCCUUUACCAUUCACACCGUUGAAACAACUGAACAACCUCAUAAAUAUGUGCACGUGAAACGUGACUGCAGGGAGGCGCACUGGUUGGAGGGGGGCAGGAGACCAUGCCCACCACUGUUCACACAGUGAGUCAUAAACAUAUAUAUCAGUUACAUAUUACAUGGUUGAAUAUUAACUGGCCUUAGAUAUCAAUUUAAACUCCUGAAAUGACCACUUGAUGGUAAACUAUUUAAACCAAACACUAUCUAUAAAGUGUAGAUCAAAGGGUUUGAGAUAAGGCUAGUGGAGCCACGUUAUCAUUUUCUUUUCAGUUUCCUUUCAGCUUUUUUCCCGUAGACAUUUCAAUGGACCAUUAUUUGCAGUGACUUUGGACUCUAACGUCAUCCCAUCGCUGUAUGCUGUAUGUUAAAUGGCUUGACAGUCACUGAAGUGGAAUACGAAAAAUAGAAAUCGGAAAAAGGAAUGUGUUUGUGAUUUAUUAAUCUCAAUGAAUCGCAGUUUAAUGGUAUAAGAAUAUUUGCCACAAGAAGCCACGCAUGAAUUUGAUAUAUGACUGAAUCAAAUGAUGGAGCCAUACAUACAUUUAAACAACAAAAUAUUGUUUUAUUUAUUUUGACAAUAGAAAAUAUUUGUAUAAGAAUUUCAAUUUCAUAAGAAUUUCAAAUACAUUCAGAGUAGUGGAAACCCUGGAACAUU